UUUUAAUCUAAUUUUUUAUGCCUCUAAAAGCUCUAAUGAAUACAUGUUCUCAACCACUAUAGUCAACUCAAACUCUGUUUCGCUCUCAAGUCUGCUAACAAUCUAACGUUAACAUUCAUGCAAGCACGCUCGAUCAGCUCCCAUAUAUAUUUCGAUCCCCUUCUUCUACCUAGCCCGCCGGCCGGCCGCAUUCCGGCAGAAGAGAACAGUCAUAACACCAUAUUACAUGAAUAUAAAAACCGCUCAGGCAAUAAGCCAAAUAUAUCUUCUUCUAACAAACAUGGCUUCUAUGUACUAUGUCAUCUUUCAUUUCGCUCUUUUCUCCCCACCGGUGGCAGGAGGAGUACUACAACCUCCUCCACCUCCGCCGGAACUGAUGCUCAACUCUCUCGCGGCACUCAUUAUACUCUCCUUCAUCGGUUUGGUUAUAAUCAUUUGUUUCAUCAUCGCCAUCUACGCUCGGUGCUGCACCACCGAGCAAAGGAUGAGUAUCGAAUUCACCGAAGGCGACUCUCGGAGGCGGCGUAGACGCCUCCGCCGGUCUACGGCCUACGGGCUUGACCCGCAUUUCAUCGACACCUUCCCGACGUUCCUUUACUCCGACGUUAAGGGACUCAAGGUCGGCGGCAAGGCGGCGCCGCUGGAAUGCGUGGUGUGCUUGAACGAGUUCGAGGAUGAUGACUCGCUCCGGCUGCUUCCCACUUGCUCUCACGUGUUCCACCCGGUUUGCAUCGACGGGUGGCUUGCGUCACACGUCACGUGCCCCGUUUGCCGCACAAAUCUCCUUCCGGUGGGUCCGGGGAGGAGGAGGAUCACUUUACUGAGUCAUAACCCGGCCAUUGACUCGCCCGUCUAUGAACAAGUUCAUUAUUCCGGCAAUGGGGAGAUAAACGGUGCCUGCCCCGCCGCAACGGGAAGGUCAACGCCGAAACGACAUCGGAUUAUUACCGGGAAAUUCUCCCGGUCUCACACAACCGGUCAUUACUGUGACUCGCUGCUUCGACCGGGAGAAAAUGUAGAGCGGUUCACGUUGAGAGUACCGGAGGAAGUCAGAAACCGGUUGGUCAACGCCGGCCUGAGUAGAAAUCGCAGUUGCGCGGAGUUACCGGCCGGCGAAAGAAGUUGGAGGAAGGGAUAUAGAAGUAACAGCGGUGGGGCUGGUUUGGGAAGAUCCGUCAAUGGGAAGUUGGGGUACACGCCGCUAAAAGAUGAGCGUGGCGGUGGAGGGGAGGAAUUGAUGGCAGUUCCGACGAGUUUGAUUAGGUCCGUCAAGGCCCCUCUUGAUCGUUUCUUUAGUGGGGCGGAAAACGAUAGUGCCGAGGAACAGUCUCUUAAUAAACUUUUGCCCUCUUGACAACGGGGUUUAACAGAAAUUUAUUGCAAUAAUUUUGUAUAUUUGUAGAUGGGGUCUUAUUAAAUAAUACUAGUAAUGAAUUUGUCUAUAUGAAAUAUUUGAUUCAGAGUGUCAUCUAAUUUCAUCAAAUAUCUUGUAGUAUACUAUCAUCCGUAUCUCAUUAAUUGCAACAUUGUAAUAUAUACACUAUUCAUGUACUUUACGUUGACUACAU
Cuscuta europaea is the source of this 1568-nucleotide messenger RNA. Lineage: Eukaryota; Viridiplantae; Streptophyta; Magnoliopsida; Solanales; Convolvulaceae. The record is from the annotation of a GenBank genome assembly.